Molecule: messenger RNA, 1043 nt
Organism: Pichia membranifaciens NRRL Y-2026
Lineage: Eukaryota; Fungi; Ascomycota; Pichiomycetes; Pichiales; Pichiaceae
Exons: 1
Coding region: 18-695 (225 amino acids)
Biological process (GO): C-terminal protein methylation
Cellular component (GO): endoplasmic reticulum; membrane
Molecular function (GO): protein C-terminal S-isoprenylcysteine carboxyl O-methyltransferase activity
Source: RefSeq, a predicted model, not a curated record
GCUACACCGCCACACCCAUGGACAACCCCCUCCCCCAGGUCUCCGCUACUGCAUACGCCCUCGGCAUCGUCUCCGGCGCAGCCCUCGCUCUGGCCCUCGGCUGCCCGCUCUUCGCCUCCUUCGUCUAUCUGCCGCUCUACGUCUGCUCCGUGGCCACCUUCCACUUCCUGGAGUACUUCUGCACCGCGUCGUACCAGCCCGCGCGCGUGGACGUGUCGUCGUUCGUGCUAAACGACACAGCGCUCUACCACGUGGCACACGCAACAGCGCUGAGCGAGUGUUUGGUGGAGCUGUGGCUGGUGCCCGGGUUCAAGAAGAACCCGGGGCUGCGCCCCGUGAAGCUCGUCGGGCUGCUGCUCACGGUGGCCGGACAGUGCACACGCUCGCUGGCAAUGAAAACCGCCGGGCAGAACUUCUCGCACGUGAUCCAGCGCAAGAAAGAACAGGGCCACGUCCUCGUGACACACGGGAUCUACGCGUACCUGCGGCACCCGAGUUACGUGGGCUUCUUCUACUGGGCGCUCGGCACGCAGCUGCUGCUUCUCAACCCGCUGUCCUUGUGUCUCUUCGCCGUGCUGCUCUACCGCUUCUUCUCGUCGCGCAUCCGGUACGAGGAGGGCUGUCUGACGCACUUCUUCGGCAAGGACUACGUGGCCUACAAGCGGACGUCGCGCAUCGGCAUCCCCUUCAUAUGAGCAUUCUGGGCACGGAAAUGCUUACUUGUACACGGCCUCUCUAUAUAGUAUACACUUUUGUCUGAAACUGUCGCCUGCAACUCUCGUCUGCAACUCUCGUCUGCAGCUUUUGUACAUUGUGUCCGGACACCACGCUAGUCGUCCGACGUCAAGUCGAUGAUCUCCGGCUCCACCAGACUCACGUUGCGUCCGGCGCCGCCCCGGCCCAUGCUGCCGUGCUUCUUCUUGCUGCUGCUGCUGCUGGCGUUGGCGGAGCCGGCGGCGCCCCCGCCCUUCCGCUCGCGGAACACCCCGCUCACGUCGUUGGCGCUCUGCUUGAACAUCCUCAACAAGUCGUUGGAGCCAUGG